AAUGAACAUUUUACCUUUCUAUACAUUCUACAUUUUAUUAAUGUGACUUAUUUGGAAAGGUAACAUGGAAGAGAAGAGGAUUGCUAAGACCCAGAGCAAAGGCAGCUCAGUUCCACCCCAACUCUGUGAUGAUGACGUUGGCAAUACUUUUCAACAACAGGUUCAAGCAGCGGAACAACACUCUCUCACCAAAGAAGAUGUUGUCAUUGAGACAACGGUUGCAGAAUGUUGCAUCAAGCAGAAUGCAGAAUCAAGCACGAGUGAUGCUUUUGAAGACCAACAACAACAAUCCGUCAGCAAUCCCAUCGGUGUUUCUCAGCUGGAGAGGAAUGACAGCGAGCACAGAAAUGACCAGGAGGAAAACAUGAAUGAGGAAGGUGGCCCAACACUGUCCCAAACGGGCAUUGAUCAGCACCAAAUAUUACCGCCGACAUCCGUGGAGGCAAGUGGGUCUGGCGCAGCUGCUUUGGAAGAUCAGCAGACAACGGAGAACGAGUGCGAUUUUAAAAAAAAGCAAAAAAGGGCACUGAGUAUUGUAACCGAAGCAGCCACAGGCGAGCCAGCCAAGAAGAAGAAAAGGAUGGGUAUGUGUGGCCUGAUGGCGAAAGAAGCAAGUCAUUUUUUACACUGCAAAAAUGGACAAACACAAGAGGAAAGGCCAGCAUUUAUCAGUAGGACGUCUGUGGUCGUCACACAACCAAGGGAGCAAGAUGUACUCCCAUCAAGUCAGCAUAGCACACCCGACAGUGAAACAGUGUGCAAGCCAAGUGGCGUGGAUGACAAAGAUCAUGACCGUGAGCAGGACUCGCUUCCUGGUCUGGACCAAACUGGGCCCCCACAGGAGGAGGAGAACCAGCAUUUUGGGUAUCCAAAGCCGCAGGAAGUGGACUGUGGGCCGUCAAACGUCACACAUUCGGAGAUGGAUGUGCGGUGUGUUGCCGUAGCGACCACUGAGACGCGGGAUGAGACUCAUGGUGACCCUGUGGACGAAAGCAGAGCACAAAGCGGUGCUGAACUGUGUGAGGCUGCGCUCUCGGGUGCUUCGGAGAGGAACGACAUGCGUGGAACUCCUGUUGAAGAUGCUCCUCUUGCUGUGAAGGCAGAGCACACGCAAACCAACAGCAUGGCUGACUCGCUGGCGUCUGGAGGCUUGGAUUUUGUGUCCGACACGCAGCUCAACAGCAUUGCGUUGAUUGAGGAGCAGACGACAAAGGAGGAGGAUGAAGAUGCCACAGAGCUCAUGUGUGGCCUCAUAAGGGAACUCUCCUUUCUCAAUCGCACCGUCAUGGCCGCUCACCGAGAGAUUGACAGCAUGCGGCGUGCCAGGAAGAACUCGAGGAGCGUACCACGCUGAUAUUUUGGACUUUAUAGUAAGUUUUUCUACACGAUAUGAUCAUCUUUCUUCCACGAAGUACCCUUUCAAGUUCACUAGCAGGUACUUCUUGCUGUUGUAUUUGUUGAAUAAAAGCCCUGUUUGUUUAUUAUGAAGGCUUUUGUAAAA
Molecule: messenger RNA, 1501 nt
Organism: Dunckerocampus dactyliophorus (ringed pipefish)
Lineage: Eukaryota; Metazoa; Chordata; Actinopteri; Syngnathiformes; Syngnathidae
Exons: 7
Coding region: 65-1354 (429 amino acids)
Biological process (GO): double-strand break repair involved in meiotic recombination
Source: RefSeq, a predicted model, not a curated record